AUGAAAGUUGAAUCUGCUGUUGUUGUAUUGGGUGCUUUCGCUACAUCUACAUUAGCUGGGAAAGUUUACAAUUCUACUUCCUUUGUCACACCAAGUGAAACUUCAAUUGAUUAUGGUGAUCUUACUAAACUUCCAUUUACAUUGCCGGGUUUUAGCACCAAAGCAAGUAGUUCUGCUGUUAGUUCUGUUACAAGUUUAAGUUCUUAUGUGAACACCACCACUUCAACAGCCCCAGGCUCAAGUACCUAUGCUAAUGUUACUUCCAGUGGAUCUUUGGUCACUUCUAGUCAUUAUUCAAAUAUUUCUACAAGUGCUUCAGCUGUUUCUUCUGGUUCAGUAAUUAGUUCCUAUGCGAAUGUUACUACUUCUGUUCUUUCCAGUUUAUCUUUGAGUGCUUAUGUUAAUACUUCAAGUACCAUUGUUUCCAGCGGGUCAACAAUUACACCAACUGCUUACUACAAUACAACAUCUAUUUCAUCAACAGCUAUUCCAAGUUCUUUUGCCAACCACACCACUGAAAUUGUCACUAGUGUUCCGUCUCUUGUUACAAGUUCAUAUUCAAAUGUUACAGUUUCCACUGUUUCGUAUGUCCCAUCGGAAGUUCCUUCAAGUUACUCCAACAGUACUUCUACAGACAUUUUAUCGUCUAUAGAACACGUUACGUCAUCUUCCGCCCAUGUUAACUCAUCCACUGUUGUUGACUCCUCAUUUGUUGAAUCCACAUUACUGGAGAUUUCUGAAUUUUCAACCAAUGCCCCAUCUUCUGAUGAUAUGGUUACUGUCUCUUCAUUCAAAUCCCAAGAUUCAUCUGAAGUUAUUCCAACUGAAACCAAAGUUCCAUCAAGUGAAACUGAAGUAACAUCACACAGUACUAAAUCUAAUGGUCAAGUUGUAACUGUUACUUACACAGUUAAUCCAUCUUCUAAUACUGAUGAGGAAACAUCAAUAUUUACUAAAUCAAGCACAGAAUCUAAUGGUCACGUUGUCACUAUAACUGUUACUUCUUCAUAUGAAAAAGAAACUUCUAAAACCAGUUCUGGCUCUACUAUUACCACCACAUAUUCUACACAUACCAACCCAACUACUGUGAUUUCUACAACUGAUUGUGUUAAUGGUCAUUGUACUGCUACUACUAUCGAGACCGGUAUUGUUGUUGUUACUAUCACUGUGCUUAAUACAGAAACUGUUUACACCACUUAUGGUCCAAUAACCAGUGUUGAAACUAUUGUUACCGAACUUCCAACAUCUACUGGUUCCAGCUCAGUUUUCAAUGAUGGUUCUCCAAGUUUGACUACUACUGUCUCUACUGCUGAAUCAACUACUACCAUUGUUUCUACUGCGUGUGGUCCUAAAGGAUGUUCGACUGAAUCGAUUACAACAGGUGUUAAUGUUAUAACAGUUACUAUCACUGUUGGUCGAAGCACCACAGAAAGCAGUUACACUAGUUUGGUUCCACUUACAUCGACUAUCACUUCUCAAGUCACUUCAAAAGAUAGUACCGCAGAUAGUGCCACUACCAGUGUACCAGAAGUUUCCAGUGAAAUUGUUACUUCAGUAACCACCAAGACAGCUGAUUCUACUACCACAAUCACAACCACUUCUUGUGGUGCAGACGGAUGUUCUACUAAAGAAGUCCUAACUGGUGUUAUAAUUGUCACUGUCACUGUUACGGUUGGUCCAACAUCAAGUUCCAUGUCGACUUACACCACCCUUGGUCCAUUGACAACUACUGAAACUGUUACUUUUACCUCGUCUGUUGAUUCUGAAGCUGUCACAUCCUCCAGUACAUCUCCAAGUGACGGUUCUUCAGUCACAGGAGGAAACGAUGAAGUUAUGUCUACAAGUUAUAUUACUACUACUGCUGAAACAACCACUAUCAUUACCACUACGCACUGUGCUCAUGAUGGAUGUCACAAGACGACAAUUCCAACAGGUGUUUAUGUUACCACCAUCACUAUCAGUGAAGUUGAAACUGUUUAUACUACAUGGUGUCCAAUUACCCAAACAGAGACAGUAAUUAUGUCCAGCGGUGGAUCUACUACUAUAAAAUCAACACCAUCUAUUCCAGGAACUGAAACUACAAGUGAAUCAUCUACUGAAUUGAGCACUUCAUUUGUGACUACCACUGCUUUCAACUCCACUAGUUCAGUACUUCCAUCUACUGGAUACAACUCUUCUGUUGCUUCAACUCCAGAUAGUGAAUCCUUGAUUUCCAGUUCAACAAUUCCAUCAAGUGGAUAUAAUGCUUCAACAUCUUUUGUCACUACGACUGAAGAGCAAUCCGGUUCUUAUUUGUUGCCAUCAAGUGGAUUUAAUGCUUCGACUUCCUUUGUCACUACUACUGCUCACAACUCCUCUUCCUCUAUUGUCCCAACCGAAUUGAGUUCCGCAUCUGUUAGAAGUUCAUCAAGUCAUGGUCCAUACAACACCACCGAGUUGUUAUCAUCAACGUCUGAAUUUGAAAGUUCUACCUUGUAUGUGACAACAACUAGUGCUAUUUCAUCGGAAUACAUUUCUUUGAAUUCCAGUUUCAGCUUCGAGUAUCCAAGCUCAAGUGAAGUUCUUUCUUCUUCUGGUUUUGCCUCCUUGAAUUCCAGUAGUAGUAUAUUGCCAUCUUCCGUUGAAAGUCAAACUUCUUCCGGUUAUCCAUUAUUCAACACCAGCACCACUGUUCUCACUACAUCAUCUGGUUUCAGUUCAGAAUUCCCAUCAUCAGAGAUCACUUCCUCUAGCUAUGAAAGUGAGUAUCAUAGUGCACCUUCGUCUGUAACCCAUUAUAACUCCACCACAGGCAUUACUUCAAGUACUUUUUUGACUGGGUUUAAUGAAUCUUCCGUGAUUAGUUCAACUAUCGAUGAAUCCAGUAUUGAAUCUUCUGCUAAUAUUGUGUCAAGCACAGUGACCGACGAAUUGUCAACUUCAUAUUUUACUCACACUGCUCAUACCACCACUGUUAUUACCACUACUGAAUGUUCUGAACAUAUCUGUAGUUCUACUCACAUUACUACUGGUGUAACUGUUAUCACUGUAACUACUGAAGAAGUCGUCACCGUUAUUACCACAUAUUGUCCAUUGACGUCAACAGAAACUAUUGUGACCACCACAACUAAUGCUGAAGAAUCUAGUGGCUACCAAACUUCUGGUUCUGAGUUGACUGAAGUUUCCUCCAAAUUUGAAUCAACGACAGCUCCAACUGGUUCUGUAUUUUCUGAAGAAUCUACCGCUUAUCAAUCAUCUGAAGAGUCUACUUUAGUCCCAUCUGGUUCUGAAUCAUCUAAUUUCUCAUCCACAUUUGGUGAAUCUUCAGCUGGUUCUGCCGAAUCUCUGGAUUCCACUUCUAAAUUCUCGAGUGAGUAUUUGACAUCAAGUUCGGAAUUUGUUACUUCAAACACAGAUGGAUCAUCAAGUGGAUUUGCUACUUCAAGUACUGAAUCAGGAGAAUCAUCAAAUACUGAGACUUUCUCCAGUGAACUGGACAUUACUUCAUCAUCAUUUGUUUUACCGUCUAGUGUCUUUUCUUCAUCAUUUGGAUACAACAGUAGUACUUCGGCUUCAAGUUAUUCAGAAUUUAGUUUCAAUGUACUUCAGUCUUCUACAUCCGUUGAAUCUGAAUCAUCUACUUAUCCAACCAAUGUCUCUUCAGAAGUAGAAUCAUCUAGUCAUUUAUCUGAGGUUUCUUCUUCGGAAUUUGAAUCUUCGAUUUUUCCUUCAUUUACUGAAUCAUCAUCUGCAGAAGCAUCGAGCUUUACUUCUUCAGUUGAAUCAUCCACAAGAACCACUUCUACUUUUGAAUCUACUUUCCCUUCAACUGAUGUUUCCACCUCAUCGGAUAUAGAAUCUUCUUCAUCUAUUGAAUUUACUACCGGAUCGUCUACUGGAUCUAGUUUCAUUAAACCAUCAUCCAUUGAAUCAUCUUCUGUAUCGUCUAAUGUGUCUUUGGUUGAAUCUUCUGCUUCUUCUUCAAGUUUAUUUUCAACCCAUCCACACCCAUCAGUGUUUUCUCCGUCUUCAACUGCAUCUAGUGUUGGUCCUUCUUUGUCAUCAACUACAUACAGUGCUAGUCCAUCUUCAUCUAUUGAGUCUUCCUUGAAAUUAAGUUCAACUACUGAAUCUAGUUUUGUUUCAUCAUAUGGCUCUACUACAUCCACCGGGUCUUCUUCUUUAGAAUCUAGCAGCUUUGCUUCAUCAAGUUCAUCAAGUUCAUCAAGUUCAUCAAGUUCAUCAAGUUCAUCAAAUUCAUCAAGUUUUGAAUCAUCAGAAUUAAGCUUGUCUUCAUUUUCAUCUUCCACAUUAGUUUCUUCUAUUACAUCUGAUGAAUCAUCUGGUUUGUUGAGUACUUCCACAGAUACAUAUACGGUCUCACUGACUACAACCUUGACUGUCACUAGUUGCUCCGAAAAUAGUUGUGGACAUCAUACAAUUACAACUGGUGUCACAGUUGUCACCCUUACUGAAUCUGAAACUAUUACUACGUAUACUACUUAUUGUCCAACUAAAGGUAUCAAGAUUUUCAAACACAAAGGUGGUUUCGCCUGUGCAACACCUACUUUCUUCGGAUUUGGUAAAGGAAAGAGAGAUACGAUGUAUGAAGAAUCCGAAUCCUUGACUAGUCUCCUUUCUACUAGUGUCGAAGCCACUGCAACUCCAGAAGUUUCCAGUUAUGAAGGGUUUGCUAGAAGAAACUUACCAGCUGGUGGAUUAAUCUCAGGAUUUGCCGUUGUUUUAUUUAUGCUUAUUUAA
This is a messenger RNA of Candida tropicalis MYA-3404, 4740 nucleotides long. RefSeq lists its product as uncharacterized. Bases 1 to 4740 code for a protein of 1579 amino acids. The transcript has a single exon. The record is from RefSeq and is a predicted model, not a curated record. NCBI's taxonomy places the organism in Eukaryota, Fungi, Ascomycota, Pichiomycetes, Serinales, Debaryomycetaceae.